GCCUGUUAGCCUAUUAUAAACCGCCAACUGACAACUUGUCCAAGCCCGAUGGCCCGGUGGUCGUGGCGCGGUGUCCACAUCCAGGUGCGCCGCGUACUGGCGUGCCUCUGCACCAUCGGCAUCGUGUACGUUGAGUACCUCGCGUCCGUCGGCAACCGGACGGUGCUGGUCGGCGGCCUCCUCCCCGCAACCGCCGGCAACGUGUAUGCGAGUCCGCUUCUGCCCACGUUCCUUUCGACGCUCCUCGCGGGCGGCUACACCGCUGCGCUGGCGAGCCCACCGAGCUUUGUGUACCUCGAAGCCAACGAGAGCCGCGUCGACCUUCUCGAGACCUGCCUUGAAGCACUGCCGGGCGACCGCAUCUACACGAGCAGCUACCUCACGCUCGUGCUCUCCUCGCUUCUGCCACUACAACUCAACGACAGCCAUGUGCUCGUGGACUGCGCGUACACGGGCCGAGCGACGGAAGAUACGACCGCGCUCAAAGCCUACGUACUCUCCCCGACGGCGCUCACUACGGUCUUUCUGCAAACGAUGACCGUCAGUCGCCCCGACAAGUAUCGUAAAGCCGGCUGCGGUGCGGCCACGGUCGUCACACUUCCUCUCGACACCAUCAAUAUGGCGGAGAGGACGUCGAGCGUCGUGGCCGACCCCACGUCGCUGGCGAUCAAUGACAUCUACAAAACGUACGUUGGCCUCGACUUCCCGUACGAAGUCUCGACGCCGUUUGUGCCGGUCCAUCUCGCGACGGCGGCGACCGACUCGGGGGCGUGGACUGCGACGCUCGGGUAUGAAAUCGUGUCGCUUCAAGGCACGGAGGGCAUCUUCCGCGGGUCCACCGCCAAGGAGGGCAACUUCGCCUACUACGUGUGGUCCCUCCCAUCGGACCCGCUGGCCUUUGUGUUCGAGACCGUCUACACGGACGCGAGUCACUCGAUAGACGCGAACGCGUGGCUGCGCAUCCUCGUCGGCGCCGGCAUCGCCUUCAACGCGGUCGUGAGCCUGCUCGUGGCGCUCGUCUCGUGCGUGCACUUAUACCAAGAGACGGGCAUGCUCUGGGUCCCAGACCUCUACCCGUGCAUUCAGUACCGGGUCCAGGUGCGCGCCGCGCUCUGCGCGUGCGUGCUCUACCUCACCGACUGGUGGCACGUCUUUGAGUGGAGCCUUGCUGAGGCGAACGAACGCCUCGGCUUCACAGGCACCUUUGUGUACCCGGCGAUGGCGCUUGCCGACGCCAUGAUGGUGGCGCUCGCGCUGCUGACGUGGCUUACGCAUGCGUUGCGCGUCCGCGUCGGCUUGGAGCCCAUCGUUGCCAUCUUGUGCGCCUGCUUUUGCUACCGCACCGACCUCGCACUGCGCAUCGGUCUCUGUCUCGAAGCGACCGACGCGUACGCUACCGCCAACUUUGAGAGCAACUCGUUCCCAGCCGGCAAUGACGGCAUGGACGUCUGGUCGAUGCAUGAGAACCCCGGCACCGACUUUUGCGUAGUCGCCACCGCCUUUACGUGGUGGCUCGUGGCGCUAACCGCGGCGUCGCUCUACAUUCUGGGCGCCAAGGCCGUCGAUGUCUUCUGGCCCCCGCGCCCGACGUCGACCAUGCGCCGCGUCAAAUCCAUCAUCAUCCAGCCCCGCAGCCAGCCCUCGAUUCUGGCGCUGGCUGGCAGCAGCAACAACCGGGUCGCUGCCAGCAAGAGCGACGAUAUCCCCGCGGGCCUGACGGACAUGCGACCGUGGAGUAAGCGCUCGCUGCUCUACGCCCCGUUCCACUCGUGGGACGCCAGCACCGGGAGUCAAGUCGAGCGCAGCACACGCCAGCGCGUCGAGGACGUUGUCGGAUUUGUCGCCGCGUGCGACGAGAGCACUGAGGACGGCCGCGUCUCGAUCUCGUCGUUAUGGCUGCUCGGGCACGUCGUCGUCGACGGUAUGUUCCUCAUGGCCAUCAACAUGUACCCGCGCUGGCUCCUCAAUGCGCUUCUGAACCGCCGCCUCUUCCGCGUCUACGGCAACCGCCUCGACGAGACCGGCGCGAGCUCUCUCUACAAGGAACUCCUUCUCGUGCGCAGAGAGCGGGCGUGGACCGACCUCGCGCCACUGCGCGUUCAACCAAUGCAGUAAGCAUACGUGGUGACUUCGUAUCCCCUACCCCCUUCUCGUCAGUUUGAGGUUGAGUUUCGCUACAAGACGCGAAGAAAUAUCAGACGACGCUUCCUUCA
Molecule: messenger RNA, 2213 nt
Organism: Saprolegnia diclina VS20
Lineage: Eukaryota; Oomycota; Saprolegniomycetes; Saprolegniales; Saprolegniaceae
Exons: 1
Coding region: 49-2115 (688 amino acids)
Source: RefSeq, a predicted model, not a curated record